GACGGAGUCCAGCAACCGGGCGGGUUCAGAGCGGGCUGGAGUCAGCAGUCAUUAGCGCUCCGGUUAGCGAAGAGUGCCUUGGACGCCACACAUUUUGAGAAGAAGAAAAAAAAAGAGAGGGAGGGAACAAAUUUGUGUAUUAAAAAAAAGCCCUGAGCCAGGCUUGCUAAACAAAUAACAACAACAACAGUACGAGGGCAUUUUCUUGUCUCUGAAGUUGCAAUAGUUGGCAGCCAUGGUGAUGUUCAAGAAGAUCAAGACUUUCGAGGUGGCCUUCAGCGAGCCCGGCAAGGUCUACGGCAGCGGGGAGAAGGUGGCCGGCCGGGUGGUGGUGGAAGUGGCCGAAGUGACGCGCGUCACCAGCGUCAGAGUCCUGGCUUGCGGCGUGGCCCGGGUCUUGUGGAUCAAAGGGCCCCAGCAGUGCAAGCAAGAGAUGGAGUAUCUCCGCUAUGAAGAUGUCCUCACCCUGGACGACCAUCUAGCUGAUGAAGAUGGUUCUGUGAUUCUGAGACCAGGAAACACCUAUGAAUACAAGUUUGGAUUUGAGCUGCCCCAAGGACCACUUGGUACCACUUUCAAGGGCAAGUAUGGCUGUGUUGAUUAUUGGGUGAAGGCUUUCUUGGAUCGCCCAUCCAUUCCGGUUCAAGAGAUAAAGAAGCGCUUUGAGGUCAUGGAUCAAAUUGAUGUCAACACUCCAGACCUGAUGUCGCCUGUCUCUGCCAAGAAGGAAAAGAAAGUGUCCUGUAUGUUCAUCCCUGAUGGGCAUGUGUCUGUCAGUGCCAGAAUUGACCGCAAAGGCUUCUGUGAAGGUGAUGACAUAUGCAUCAAUGCUGACUUUGAGAACACCUGUUCCCGGAUUGUGGUGCCCAAGGCAGCCAUUGUUGCCAAGCACACCUACCUGGCCAACGGACAAACCAAGGUCUUUUCCCAGAAGCUCUCAUGCGUCCGAGGCAACCACAUCAUCUCUGGCAUGUCUGAAUCAUGGCGUGGCAAGACACUCCGUGUCAAGAAGAUCAAGCCAUCCAUUCUAGGCUGCAACAUCUUGCGUGUAGAGUACUUCCUGCAGAUCUAUGUCAGUGUCCCGGGUUCCAAGAAGAUCAUCCUGGACCUGCCCCUUGUCAUUGGCAGCAAGUCUUCCAGCAUCGGCAGCCGCAGCUCCAGCAUGGCUAGCCAGACUAGUUCUGAGAUGAGCUGGGUGGACCUCAAUAUCCCUGAUACCCCAGAAGCGCCUCCAUGCUACCUGGACAUCAUCCCUGAAGACCACCGCCUGGAGAGUCCCACCACUCCUCUUUUAGACGAGCUGGACAACUCGUUUGACAGCCCCAUAUUCAUGUAUGCUCCAGAGUUCAAGUUCAUGCCACCACCUACAUACACAGAGGUGGAUCCCUGCACUGUCAACAAUAAUGUCCAGUGAGCAUCAAAGGACAUCUUUAUGCAGUUGUCUUUUCUCCAGCUUUUCCUGGACAUUUAACAGUUGCAGUCGCAGAGAUUAUACACCAGGCAGAAAUUCCCUGAUGAAAAGGGAAGGAAGACCUCAAGGUGUCAGGGCAUCUUGCGGAAAACUGUUGGCAAGGAGCAGAAUUGAAUGGCUGUCUUAAUGCCUCCAUCUUUGUACUUGCCACAGGCUAAGAGAAGCCGUGUGGGUCAGUGGUGGAUCUGGGCCUUGGCUCUCCCCCAAAGCCUUUCAGAACUGUUCUCCCCACAAACCAACAGGUGCUGAAGUGAAACUUUAAAGAUGAGACUGUGGGGCAGGAACAGGCGUUUCUGAACAAGGAGAGGUGAAAAACGAUAAACAGUUUGGAAGAAAUACUACUGAAUAACGAAAUAUGACCAUUUGUAUCUAUGAUCAAAAAGUGUUUUGAAUGUUGUGAUUUACAUACAUGAGGUUGUAUGUCUGAAGAUUUUCAAUAGGAAAAGCAAGCUUAUUGUAGUGUGUGUUUUGUGGUUUUCUCAGGCUUUAAAACCUAACACCAUAAUCUUGGGGACACUUAGAAAAAUGUGUGGGGAGAGUUGCUAGAAGGACAGUCGUAGGUAUUACUGGAGGUGUUGGGUGGGACUGAGUUUCUUUACUCAAUAUCAUUAAGUAAAGAGGUGAGAAUAGAGAAGUGUAGCAGGUGGUAUAAGUGUGAGGUGAUAGUAAAAGGGACAAAAUAGGCCCCAAGAAAGGAGAAUAACUUUAAUUUCAUAAUAAGCAAUAGAUUUGUUCUUCUGUUUUCACCUAACAAGCAACUGGGACACUGCUUAGAAGGGUAGCUUUCUAAAACAGUCUGUUUAAAAAAAUGUAAUGGACUUUUGUAGCACUUAAUUUCUGUGGUUCUCAACAUUCUCCUUUGUAUGUAAACAAGCAAACAUUUUGUAAGGGAGAAAAGUCACUAUGCCUAUUUGCUUUUCUUGAAUCUUUAGUGUUAUAUGAAUAUAAAUCAAUGUUGAUAAUUUGGGGUCUGAAGCAAGUUGUUGGCAGCCUUGAAUGAUGCAGGGGCAGGACUUGAGGCCUUGGUGCAGGGCAGCACUUCCCUCACCACUCUUCUGAGACGUUUCUCAUGCAUUCCUUUGCUUCCGUGGGUAUCAAAAGCCCAGCAAUAUCUAAAGACCAAUUUUUUGUUGUCAGAUGGUGCCAAAUACCUCCUCACGAAGCUGAUACUUGCUGAAUAAAAUCAGACAUGGCUUUAGGCGUGCCUUAAACCAAGUGGAACUGCUUCCCUAUUUCUGGGCUGCUUUUCUGCCACCCUGUCGUGUAUUUUCCAGCAAAUAACUUGGUUUAUUCCCCAUUGACAGAAAUGCACUUUCUUAAAACAAUUUUUGGAAAACAGCAUAUCCAAAGUGUUAAUUGAUCCCAGGUUUUGUCACCACAAAUAUUUACUUGGUCGCAAGAUACUAUAUAAGUGACAGUCGGACAUAAAUUUGGGUGUACUGAAUUUUUUUAUUGUGUUUUUUGUUUCUCUGUUUUGCUUUUUUGUAUUUGUUUGAAAACUUAAUUAUAUUUUGUACUGCUGCAAUUCUGAAGAAUCCCGUUUUUGGGAACAAUAUUUCUAAUAAACGUUCAAAGGUUUAAA
This is a messenger RNA of Rhineura floridana, 3053 nucleotides long. It is a transcript of the gene TXNIP, whose product is annotated as thioredoxin interacting protein. The coding region runs from base 236 to 1414 and encodes 392 amino acids. The transcript has 8 exons. Lineage: Eukaryota; Metazoa; Chordata; Lepidosauria; Squamata; Rhineuridae. The record is from RefSeq and is a predicted model, not a curated record. Gene Ontology annotation, molecular function: ubiquitin protein ligase binding. Gene Ontology annotation, cellular component: cytoplasm. Gene Ontology annotation, biological process: protein transport.